AUGAGUGUGAGUUUACUACACAGUCCCCCUGAGGGUACGCCUCCUAGAUCACCCAAACCCCCGCUUCUAUCCCCCGGGGGUACGCCUCCUAGAUCACCCAAACCCCCGCUUCUAUCCCCCGGGGGUACGCCUCCUAGAUCACCCAAACCCCCGCUUCUAUCCCCCGGGGGUACGCCCCCCGCUUCUAUCCCCCGGGGAUCACCCGGUACGCCCGCUGAUCACCCGGGGACCCCCGCUUCUAUCCCCCGGGGGUACGCCCCCCGCUUCUGUCCCCCGGGGGUACGCCACCUAGAUCACCCAACCCCCCAGCUUCUAUCCCCCGGGGUACGUCUCCAAAGUCGCCCAAAACCCCUACUUCUAUUCCCCUGGGGUACGCCACCUAGAUCACCCAAAGCCGCUGCUUCUAUCCCCCGGGGGUACGCCUCUGUGCACCCCCACCCGCUUCAUCCCCGGGGUACGACCUUGUCCCCAAACCCUCUGCUUUUAUCCCCUGGGGAUACGCCCCUAGUCUCUAAACCCCGUUAUUCCCCUGGGGUACACCUUUUAGGUCGCCCAAAGCCCUUGCAUUAUGCCCCCCCUGGGUACGCCUCCUAG
Penaeus monodon (black tiger shrimp) is the source of this 594-nucleotide messenger RNA. RefSeq names its product basic proline-rich protein-like. The transcript is spliced from 3 exons. The record is from RefSeq and is a predicted model, not a curated record. Bases 1 to 594 code for a protein of 197 amino acids. NCBI's taxonomy places the organism in Eukaryota, Metazoa, Arthropoda, Malacostraca, Decapoda, Penaeidae.